CCUGUCCUGAAUCAGGCCGGUCUCCCACAGGGUCCAUCAGAUCAGAAGGUCGUCGUGGUAACGGUGGAUAACUGUGACACAUCAGUGGCGCUUCGUUUUGGUCGCACCAUCGGUAACUACUCGUGCGCGUCUCAAGGCAGCCAAUCAGGAUCCAAGAAGUCUCUGGACCUCACGGGGCCGCUGUUGCUGGGCGGAGUCCCUCACCUGCCCGAGGAUUUCCCCGUGCAGAGCCGGCAGUUUGUGGGCUGCAUGAAGGACCUGCACAUCGACAGCAGAUACGUCGACAUGAACAGCUACAUCGCUAACAACGGCACUGUACCAGGAUGCUCAGCGAAGAGGCAGAUGUGUGUGAGCAGCCCGUGUGUGAACGGCGGUGUGUGUGUGAGUCUGUGGGGUUCUCUCAGGUGCGACUGCCUGCUGGGGUUUGGGGGGCGGAGCUGUGAGAAAGUGAUGCCAAACCCUCAGCGUUUCCAUGGUAAUGGCCUGUUGCUGUGGAACGACCUGGGUGCCGUGGUGACCGUUUCCUGGCGACUGGAGCUGAUGUUCCGCACACGACAAGCGACGUCUACGAUUUUACACUUCGCCACCGAGCAGCAGCACAACAUCACGGUGCAGCUGCGAGACAGCAGUGUGUUGAUGUCUCUGUACCGGGGUGAGGACUCGGCUGUGUCUCGUCUCGAGGAGGCAUCUGUUGCGGAUGGGGAGUGGCAUCACCUGCAACUCGAAGUGCGCACGUCAUCAAGGGAAGUUGUGCGAGGACCCACAGCGACACUCACACUCGACCACGGCCUCUACACGUCCUCUAUGGAGGUGGACAGUGAGAUUCAGGGCGCGAUGGUGAACAUUCUGAGUGUUGGAGGCGUCGCUGCCGGAAAUGACAAAGUGCACCAUGGAUUCCGGGGGUGUGUACAGGGUGUGCGUGUGAGCGAUGACGUGCUGAGUGUGUUUCAGGCUCACAGAUUAAAUGUGGAAGAUGGCUGCCAUGUGUCUGACCCCUGCGCCUCCAGCCCUUGCCCUGCCCACAGCUCCUGCUCCAAUCGCUGGGACUCCUUUACCUGCACCUGCCUGCCAGGUUACUAUGGUGACAACUGUACAGAUGUGUGCGCUCUGAACCCUUGCGAGCACCACUCAGCUUGCAGCAAGAAGUCAGGCUCCGCCCACGGCUACACAUGUGACUGCCACAGUAAUUAUUUCGGACGCUACUGUGAGAAAAAGACUGACCUGCCGUGCCCUCGGGGUUGGUGGGGACAUAAGACAUGUGGUCCGUGUAACUGUCCAACCGACAAGGGCUUCGAUUCAGACUGCAACAAGACCAGUGGAGAGUGUCGCUGCAAGGAUAACCACUACCGGCUGCUGGGCAGUGAUGUGUGUUUGCUGUGUGAGUGUUACCCCAUGGGCUCGUUGUGGCGUGUGUGUGACAGACAGAGCGGGCAGUGUCAGUGUAAGCCGGGUGUGAUCGGCCGACAGUGUGACCGCUGUGACAAUCCGUUCGCCGAGGUCUCAGCCAAUGGCUGUGAAGUGAUCUAUGACAGUUGUCCCCAGGCGAUUGAGGGAGGGAUUUGGUGGCCCAGGACGAAGUUUGGUCUCCCAGCAGCAGUGCCGUGUCCUAAAGGCUCCACAGGUACAGCAAUCAGACACUGUGAUGAACACAAAGGCUGGCUGCCUCCCAACCUUUUUAACUGCACCUCCAUCACCUUCACUAAGCUCAAACCGCUGUGGGAGGGGGUGAACAGAAACAUGUCUGUGUUGGACUCGGUUAAAGUUCAGCAGGCUGUGUCUCUGCUCUACAACGCCACAGCACAUACACACUCCUACUACGGCAGCGACGUCCAGCUCGCCUACCGCCUCACACACACACUGCUGCAGCACGAGAGUAACACACACGGCUUCAACCUGGCCGCUACACAGGACGUCCGCUUCAACGAGCACCUGAUGCGUGUGUGUAGUGCGAUCCUGGCCUCAGACACUCGUCGUCACUGGGAGCAGAUCCAGCAGACACAGGGAGGAACGGCCGCGCUGCUGCAACAGUUUGAAGCGUACACACACACACUUGCGCAGAACAUGAGGAGAACCUACCUGAACCCUUUCACCAUCAUCACACCUAACAUAGUCCUCUCUAUCGAUCACUUGGAUAAGGUGAAUUUUUCCGGCGCUAAACUCCCUCGCUAUCAGUCUUUGCGUGGACUCCGCCCACUCGACCUUGACACGACUGUCACGCUCCCCGAUUCCGUUUUUAGCCCCACCCCCGAGGGUAAAGGUCACCGACAUCACGGUGAGCCAAUCACGGAGCUCAGUAGGAAUCACUCGGCCAAUCGGAAGAGGCGUCAUGCUGAUGAGCGCGAGCAUCACGCCAUCUCCAGCAUCAUCAUCUUCCACACACUCGCUACACUACUGCCGGAGAGAUACGACACGGACAAGCGGAGUCUACGGGUUCCUAAGCGGCCGGUCAUUAACACUCCGGUGGUCAGUGUGAUGGUGUUUGAUAAUGAACAGCUCGUACAGCACACGCUGGACAAACCCAUCACACUGCAGUUCCGCCUGCUCACCACCGAGGAGCGCUCUAAACCCAUCUGUGUCUUCUGGAACCACUCCAUUGGUUGGUCCUCUAAAGGGUGUGAGGUGGUUUUCAGGAACAACACACACAUCAGCUGCCAGUGUUACCACAUGACCAGCUUCGCCGUACUGAUGGACAUCUCACACAGAGAGAACGGUGAGAUCUUGCCCGUCAGGUUGGUGACGAUGUGUACGGUGUCAGUGACUCUGGGCUUCAUCUUCCUCACCAUCAUCUUCCUCACCUGUCUGAGAGACGUCACCUCCAACCUGAGCAGCAUCGUCAACAACGGAGCCUCCGCCCUCUUCAUCGCCCAGCUGCUCUUCAUCCUCGGCAUCAACCAGACCGACAACCCGUUUGUGUGUACGAUCAUGGCCAUCCUGCUGCAGUUCUUCUACAUGUGUGUGUUCUCUUGGCUUUUCCUCGAGAGUCUCCACGUGUACCGCAUGCUGAAUGAAGUGCGAGACAUCAACUACGGCCCCAUGCGCUUCUACUACCUCAUCGGCUGGGGCGUGCCGGCCAUCAUCACCGGCCUGGCUGUGGGUUUGGACCCCGAGGGCUACGGAAACCCGGAUUUCUGCUGGCUCUCUCUGUAUGACACGCUGGUCUGGAGUCUUGCCGGACCGAUCGCUCUCGUGGUGGCUAUGAAUCUCUUCCUGUAUAUCCUGGCCUCCAGAACAUCGUGCACAUUUAAAACACACAGCUGUGAGAAUAAAGAACCUCCAGUGUGCGGAUUGCGGACAGCGUGUGGUGUGUUGUUCUUGGUGACGGUGACGUGUUUACUUGCUCUGCUCUCCGUCAACACUGAUCUGAUUCUGUUUCACUACCUGUUUGCAGCAUUCAACUGUCUACAGGGUCCCUUCAUCUUCUUUUUCAGGAUUGUGUUCAGUAAAGAGGUUCGUAGCGCUGUGCAGUUCUGCUGCGGCAAAAAACGUCCAGAACACACCAUCAAAACCAAACCAUCAUCGUACAGCAGUAGUUAUGUAGACGGACGUGUGUAUCAUUUGUCCUAUUCUGAGUCCAGUGUUUCUCUAAAUGGGACGCUGCAGAGCAUCAAGAGCCAACACAGUUACGUCCCCUUCAUACUGAGGGAGGAUGGAGGUUUGAAUAACAGCGACGAUGCUCUGAACAACCAUGAAAACAAAGAUGACCCUGACUCAGACUCAGACAGUGACCUGUCAGAGAUGGAGGAUGAUCAGAGCGGCUCGUACGCCUCCACACACUCAUCAGACAGCGAGGAGGAGGAUGAGCAAUACACACCUGAGGAGUGGUGGGAAAACCACACACACACCGGCCAGAGGGAACAGGACUGUGAUUCAGGGGGUGUGGCCAAACCAAAGGCGGAGACUCUGACCCCUCCAGAAGAGAGAGCUGAGAAUUAUGGGAAAGAGAGCACACUGCCCUUACUACUACAAAACCCCCACACACACACACACAGAGGCAUUCUGAAGAAGAAGCCCCUCUCUCCGAUCGCUGAGAGAAAUGGGAUACACCGCAUCCAUAACCAGCUGUCCGUCAGCCCCUCAGGCUCCGCCUCCUCCAGAGGCCCCGGUGCUUCCAUAGGCUCCUCCCCCAGACAGAGCCGAGGGGGCGGAGCCACACUGGAUCGGCCGAACGGGGCCGCUACGAGCAUGAGUACAGGAGCGCGAGACAGUGACUCGUCCGGAUCAGACCACUCCCGCCAAACCUCCAUGUGACCGCACCGAUGACGUAAGGGGUGUGUCCACCAUCCCAGAAGCCACACCCACCAGCAUCAGCAACACAGAAGGAAAAUGGAAGGUGUUGAACAAUCCCAGGAUUCCCGGCGCCGGUCUGCGUAACGGACUUCUCCUCAGCGAGCCGCCGGGACCUCGACCUCUAGUUUUAUUUCUCCUCCUGUGUUUGAAGUGUUGCACUUUUUCAAAGGAAUUCUGUGGGAGAGGAAAAAUGAUGAGAAAAUGAUGAGACUUUAAAGACGGGGGUGCGUAAGGACAUUGAGCUGAACAGGAAGUGUGGAGCGUUGGGGAAUUCCAGGGAAACUCCAUUGCUUUAUGGAGAGAUUAUACGGCUGGGAUCAGACGGCGUUUACUGUCCUCCACGCUUCACGCCCUUCGUUUAAAUACUCCUCCUGCUCCUGCGCUCCUUCAGGACGAGGGCGUCUGGGUAGGAGCAAUUUCUGUCCUCCACUGACAGACCCAUCGUUCUCAGAGAAGGUCCCAUAAAUCUGCUCUCGAUUCCCCCAGCAACAGGCUUUUAAAUACGGUGUUGUGAUACCGUCGUGAGUCGUGAUCAAACAACCGCCAAUUGUCGCUAUACAAACCAUAUUUGGUGUAAAUGGGCAUUACGUGAACUGCUGCUUUAAUAUCGGCACUUGCCUGCUACACACACACACACACGCACACGCGCACACACCCACACACGUGUAGUAAUGAUGCCUUCUCCACCAUCCAGCCUUCAUUUUAUAUGAAUGAUGAAGGUUAAAAGAGCAAAACACAAAACCCUUUGAUACACUGAGAUUUUUUUUGUGGCUGAAUAUCAGGAGAUAAUUUUAUACAGAUGUUUUUUUAUUUUAUUUGAAGAAACCUGAACGAUUUCACUUUUGUAUUUUGUAGUUUAGAAAUGAAGGCCGCUGUUGUUGUUGUUUGUGAAAUAUUUCCCCUCGUGUGUAAAACUGUAUUAAAAUAAGCUCUGAUCUUGUA
Molecule: messenger RNA, 5229 nt
Organism: Ictalurus punctatus (channel catfish)
Lineage: Eukaryota; Metazoa; Chordata; Actinopteri; Siluriformes; Ictaluridae
Gene: celsr2
Product: cadherin, EGF LAG seven-pass G-type receptor 2
Biological process (GO): cell surface receptor signaling pathway; G protein-coupled receptor signaling pathway; cell-cell adhesion
Cellular component (GO): membrane
Molecular function (GO): G protein-coupled receptor activity; calcium ion binding
Source: RefSeq, a predicted model, not a curated record